Molecule: messenger RNA, 381 nt
Organism: Penicillium subrubescens
Lineage: Eukaryota; Fungi; Ascomycota; Eurotiomycetes; Eurotiales; Aspergillaceae
Exons: 4
Coding region: 1-381 (126 amino acids)
Source: RefSeq, a predicted model, not a curated record
AUGAUCGAACCCGAUGCCAGUUCCAACCCGAUGCCGAGCGAGAAUUAUGAGACUCAAAAGUUUCUCUGGUACGAGCCCAAGCUCACUGAGGUCGAGUCCGAAGCAAGAGAGCUUCUCGAAACAUAUAGCCAUAUUCCGUCCGAUAAAGUUGUGCAACAUGUGAAUAGCCUGCGAGAUCGAGCAUUUGCGAUAUUUCCAUACCCCUGCAUCGGCGCCUUCCGUUUCCUAGACAUGAGUAUCCCCCAAUUACCGAUCUAUCCAGAGAUUCUCGAGCAUCUCAAGUCUGGCCAGAGGCUAUUGGACAUUGGAUGUGCCGUGGGACUAGAACUGCGUCGAUUGGUCGAGGAGGAGACUGAAACCAAGUGGGAGGUUGAGGCUUGA